Messenger RNA from Durusdinium trenchii, 363 nucleotides. The record is from the annotation of a GenBank genome assembly. NCBI's taxonomy places the organism in Eukaryota, Dinophyceae, Suessiales, Symbiodiniaceae.
AUGAAUCUCCUGGGUGACCUGCUUCACUGUCACAUCCCAGAGGCUGACAAUCCUGAAGACCAGGACGCUCUCAACAUGCUUGAGGAUUCAAGGCUUGCCGUGGAGAGACUUCAAGACGCAGGCUACGAGAGGACCAAACCCUUGGCAGAUGGCGUGUGGAUUCAAACACAGACGGGGCUUAGUGAUGAGAUCGGGCCCCUGAAAGAAUGGCUCUUCUUCCUGCAGGUCAACGAAGACCUGCAGACGCUUGACGAACUUAAGGCCAGGCUGGAGGGCAAAUGGCCAGACUUGAAGGGAGAGAUUCCCGUAGUUUCCUGGCCACCUUCCAGGUCGCGGUGGGAAAGAAUUUUGGUAAAGCUUUAG